CUUUUCGGCGUUGUUCGGUUCGAAGCAUUCCGCUCCGCCGGGACUCUUUGCGACGUUUAAUGAAAAGUAGUCCCUGAGGUGGCCAGCUCCAGCAAUGCAAUGCUGGCUUACUGCAGAAAUUCCAGCAUUGGAAGCAGACCUGGUGUCUUCCUCAAAGGAACCGUUAGCGUCUCUGAUGGAUCGAAAGAAACGAAGGUUUUGCCAGUGACAAAACAGUAGCAAGAGGGCACUUUCUGAACCAAAGCAACCUCUCUUUGGUGGAUGAGGACAAUUUCGUCAGUAUCAAGAAGGGUGCUGUUGUUCGGGGAGCUGCUCAUCAAAGGCACCAAUGGCAAACGAGUCUGCAAACGCUUUCGCGUCUUCAGAGGAGCAUAACACUUUAGAAACUCCCUUGAAAGAGAAGCAGCCUAGGGAUGCAAGCUAUGUGACACCUAGCAAGGCUGAAUCAGGACCAAAACCAAGCUCUGUAUUAUCAGCCACGAAUGCUACAACACCUAUAGAUUUUUCUACACUUACGCCAGCUGAUUUUGGCAUUACUCCAGAGUCUUUUACUAAACAAAAUAAAAGGCCAUCUAAAAGCCUGUUAAACAAAUCUAGACGUCUAUCAACAAUCGGGAUCCGGAGUUCUCCAGAACACAAUUCUCUCAUCCGAUUCAUUGCUCAUCGACGUCGAACAAGGAACCAAGAGGACUUGGUGCAGGCUAGCCCUUUUAAGCAUCAGAACACUUUUCUAAAGGAUAAAAUAGCUGCCUUCCAGUCGUCCUUUAAGUCACCUGAAGAAGCUGAGGAAAGACAAAUCCUUGUAGCUGACACCUCUAAAGAAAUCAGUUCUAAACCACAUGAACAAUCUGAACCGGACCAGGUUUCGCCAUCAGAAUGUGAGAGAAUUUUAUUUGAGGGAAAUACAAUUCAGAAAUCCAUAAGUGAAGGAGGAUCUUCACCUGAUAUCCAGGGACGCUUUAUUGUAUCUCCAUCACUGAAACCUGAUACUGAGAAGGCUGUUCCAAGCUUGCUGGCAAGUAGUACAACAUCUGGAUGCAUUAGUUUGGAGACUACUCCGAGUAAAGGUGUAUCAAAGACUGCAUGUGAAUUAAGCCAGAAUGCUACAUCUCAGCGGAGCUGUAAGAAAGUUAGGUUUGCAAAAAAGCAGCGUUUGGAAAUAUUUGAUAAAACCAAGCCACCAAUUACCCCCAAGAGAAGAAGUCAUUUGUCUCCCAGUUCUGUUCGUUCUGUUCUGAAGAAAACACCAAUAAAACUGGGAACAGAAGACAAGGAAGUACACCAUUAUGAGCAUGCUGAUGAGACAAGAAAGGAGGAAUUUUCAACAGGCCUAGGCAACAUACCCAAUGAAGGUACCAAACCAAUAGAUGAAAUAACCGUGAAGAAUGAAGAUCUAGGCUCUGAAGUACAUGAUCCACUUCUUCCCAUGAAUAUUCCAUUACAUAAAAAAAGAAGAAGAAAUCCUCUCAGUUCACCAGAUUCAAGAGAAAGUUCUCCAAAGGAGGCUCCUGGCAAGCAAUCCUUUUCCCAACCAGACUUUGAUCAUGAUGAAGACCAAGAGUCAUCAGAGGUAGCAUCUGCUCCUGAAUCUUCUGCAAACUGUGAUCUGGAAGUAACAACUGAAAGCUCUCUUCGCCUUAAACCUGCUUCCAUUAGAAUUACGAGAUCGUCUGUUAAAAUAAAGCAUGACAACAAAGGAGAAGAAGCAGCAGAUUCUAGACUUACAGGCAAAAUGCACAUCAAGAAUUCCAAACAGAAACCCAGUGGAAUCCAAAAGGCCAAACCUGCAACAAAAUCUUCUGAGAAAAAGAAGCCAGCUGCUAGACGCAAAGUUUUUGGAAAGAAGAAAAGGCGAAAAAAGGAAGAGAAAGCAUUGUAUGGGCAGCGAGAAGCAGUAUCAAAGAUACCUCUCUUGAGUCCAAUUCCUGAGGUGAAAGAAGAUUUCUCACUCAUGUCAUCUUAUCAAAACACGCCAGAGUCACAAACUUCCAUCUUUGAUUAUUCCAUUUCGAGUGUCCUGCAUGGAGAAUCUGUGAGUGGAACAGAUGGAACUAGCUUCAUCCAGAAAAAAGAGGAUGGUGGCUGCCUGCAUCCCAAUCUGGAUCUUUUAACGAGAUUGGACAGGACUUUCUCACAGCUUCAAGGUGAUGCUACAAAUGGUUUGAAAAAUAUACCUCCCUUUGACUCUCCUAUAAAGAAUUCUCCUGAGAAACUGACAACCAUAUUUCAUGAUGAACAGGUGUUGAAAAAUGACUGUACUUCAGGCAAGUCUGAGAUUCAAGAGGAGCUUGAGUUACUACAUUUACACAGAACUGGUAAAAAUACAAAGACUGAAGGGGCUGCACACUUGAGCGUAGAGUCUGCAGCCCAAUUAACCAGUGAAAGUGAUCAUGUGAAUGUCAGAAAGCUUCCAAGACGAAGCAGAAGAGUCACCUUCUAUCUUCCAAAACAUUCUGAAACACCUGGGAACAUUUCCACUAUACCUGAGGGCAAUAUGGAAGAGCCGCCUCCUGUAUCAGAUGGCUCUGAACUCUUAAAUAGUUUACAGUGUGAUAUCGAGGCAUCCAUCAAUAGUACUUCCAGAAGGGUGAGACGCAGCAUGAGGCUGCAUAAAGAGGCAGAAAAUGAAGGGCUUGUCUGGAUUCAGAUACCUGCUGAUAAUGUCAAAAGCCAGGAUCCCCUGGAUUCUUCCUGCAACAUCCAGAGCGGAAUGUCCUCCUUCGCUCCCCAAGAAUCAGAGCUGCUUCAUGAAAAGAAAGUCAACAGCAUCCCGCUGCCCUUCAUAAUGAGUGAAGACCAGGAGAAUGCUCAUGUUCGAACUGUCCUUCCAAAGAUAAAGAAAAGGAAGAGCAUUGGUGUAUUGAGGGCUAAAGAAAAUGACAGCGUCGUCUUGUGUGCCCCGAGAAACAGAAGAGCAAGCAUUGGAUACAAAAGUGACCACUGCUUCCAAAAGGGUUCUGAAAUGAGACAGUUUUUGAAGAAUCAGCCUACAGUUUAAUUUCAGACUGCCACCAUUUGAAAGGUGAAGGCUAUCUAUUCCACCCCAGCUAUACAGUUAAAAUAAUUGUUUUUGGGCAUUUAAAAGAAGCUAAAUAAAACAUUGGUUUGCCUUUAGUUUCAGGGAGAACAUUUUAGGAAAAGAGUGCAUGAUCUAAACAGAAAAAUACAGAAGGGAAAUAAAAGUAUGCACUCUUCAGAAAUAAAUGAAGUUUUAAAUAUACAGUUUAUUAUUGCAUAUAACUGGCAAAUCCUGUUUUGUUGAGUUGGCUUUUGAUGUUUUCUGAUGCACCCAGUAAAAUGGAGUAUUGCCAAAGAAUUGACAUUAUCAACUGGUAAUACUAAAGAAACAACAAUGAGAAAGUCUAAGCCAGCCUAGUUUUAGUAUGGCAUGCACAGCCAAACCCUAUGUAUGUUUAACAUUGGAGUAAAUUGCAUUCUUUUUAAAUAGGACUUGUUUACCCUUAAACCCAUAAGACUAGCAUUUGAAAUUAAGUCGUUGUUUCUCUCUUUCAAAUGCACACACCUUUGUAAAUUCCUUUGCAUUCAGAAACAUAUUAUUCCAAACAGGGCCUCAUUACUCCAAGCUAGUGUUCAGUACCGAGGGAGUUAAAAUAUAUAGGCUUUGAAAUUAUUAUAAAUAUUAAAUCAACUUGUUACAAUUUUGAAGUUAAAGUUGUACAUUUAUUUGCUGAUGUGUAUAUUCAGUCGUUUUUACCACUGCCCAGAGAAUUGGUUUCUUAUUCCUGCUAUAAGUGCUGUAGCUUACAAAAAAAGGUUUUAUUGUAUAUGCUAUACAGUAUAAAUGAAAUCUCAUUGUCGUUUCAAAAGUCUUGGCUUUUAAAAAUCUCCCAUUGCAUAUAUCUUCUUUGUCUGGUGUGUUUUUUCUGUCUCAGUGUUUUCUCAUAGGCAAAAUACAUCUUCCUAAACCCAGUUUAAAAUGGGGCAAUUUAAUUUCAAGUUACAAUUUUCUUUCUUUUCAGGGUUGUAUCCUCAGUGUAUCAGAAGAGGGCAGUACGGCAUGCCUUUUAAAGCAAGGAUUUUUAAUAAAGUGUUGCCCUCUGCUUUGUAAAAGGCAUUGUGUGUCUAAAUCCUCAACUCAUUUGUGUGUUAAAAUAAAACAGCAACUGGAUGUAAGAGCAGCAGCGGCUGGAAAAUCAGUCCAUCCAAUAUUAACCUUUAUUUGAGUCUCAUUGAAAUGAAUAGGACUUAAUAAUAACUUCAGCUGAAUUUGCAGCCAGUGCUGACUAAACUUAAUCAGGCUCCUUUAAUUUCAGUGGGAGAAGUCUGUGGCUUUUUCUUUGUAGUUCUUAAAAACGUGAAUGUUUAUAGUCAGAUCAUUUUUAAAAGGAAAAAAAUGAGUAUUUUGCUGGCAAAGGUUUUGAUUAUUUUUAUAAUUUUAAUGCCUUAUUGUUUAGUUUGAUUCAGCUAGGUUUGUUCGUUAUUUUGAGUGCUGUUUUUAGUGUAACCGUGAGAUAAAAAUGUAAUAAAUAAAUAUUAAAACAUAA
Messenger RNA from Sceloporus undulatus (fence lizard), 4505 nucleotides. RefSeq names its product cell division cycle associated 2 (gene CDCA2). The record is from RefSeq and is a predicted model, not a curated record. Lineage: Eukaryota; Metazoa; Chordata; Lepidosauria; Squamata; Phrynosomatidae.